AGCAAUAUUCAGCGAAACUAUAAAAUAUAAUUAAAGCGAUUUUAGUGUAAAACAAAAAAGUAAUUAACUUAAAAGCAAUUGUUGCAAGUAUUGAAAAGCGAUGUUCUAGAAAUAUCUGACAUCUCGCACAUACAUCAGCUUUCAAACCCCAGUGACCUCGAACAGUUAAAGCGACGACACAAUGCCCUUCGUUGCGCCGAAGAGCACACCCACCAGCACCACUGGUCGCGCCACCUUUCGCCCACCAUGGGUAAAGGAGGAUACGACCGCCAAUGCCAAGCCCGCAGUGCCAUGGGCGAAGAAGACAGCUGCCAGCACAGCCGAGAAAGAUAAGCCGAAAGAUAAGGAGAAUGGCGAAAAACCUGCGUCCACUGCUGUGACAAAGAAGACAGCGGCACCAGCCAAGAAAACUACAGAGGAAACAGCGGCUGCCAAGAAAGUUGCCGAACCAGCUAAGAAGGCGGCAGUGGAGCCAGCGAAAAAGGUCGUCGCUCCAGCUAAGAAAGUGAUUGAGCCCGCUAAAAGAGCACCAGAGCCUGCCAAGAAGGUAGUUGCACCGGUGAAGAAAACUCCAGAACCCGUAACCGCCAAGAAACCACCAACAACGAGUGUGUCCAAAACAGCUGCGGCGGUGAAGAAGAAGGAGCCAACUCCAUCGUCAUCCGAAGAGGAGGAGACGGAAGAAGAGGAGGAGGAGACUGAGGAGGAGGAAAGCGAGGAGGAGGAAGACGAGAGCGAAGAGGAGGAAAGCGAAGAAGAAGAAGAAGAAGCGGAUGUGAAAGGUGAGGAUCUUGAGGGGCUGUCUGACCUUGAAUUUUCCGAAAACGAGUUUACACAACCCUCGCUGCGUUUGGGCGUAAAGCUCAAGAAAACCCCACAAGUUAAGAAAAAGGCGGAUGACAGUGAGUUAUCGAGACGUUUUUCAAUAGAAAAACCAAAGCUACGACCAGUAAUGGUCAAACGCGAUAAGUCGAUGAAAAAGGUAGAAGCUGAAAGUGGCGACGAAGACGACGAAAACGAAGAAGAACGCGAACGCCAAUUACGAUUUAAGUUAGAGAAACCGAAAUUGCGGCAUGUGAAACGCGAAGAGAAGCCCUUGCCAAGCAAGAGUACCGAGGACAUUAUGAAAAUACGGCCGGUUUUGAAAAAGGUGCCCAAAGUCGAUGAGAUACUCAAAGAACCGAAAGAGGAGCCGAAGCCUGAAUUCAAAACGAAACAGUUGCGCAAAGCGCCGUCAAUCAAGCGUGAUCCCAGCAUCAAAAAUGUUCCCGCUCCUCCGCCGCUGCCUUCGCUGGUACCGAAAGCGCCACCACCACCGCCACCACCAUUGGGCGCUGCUGGUCAAAAGCGCGAGCUGAGUGAAACACAAAAGGCCGUCAUAGAAAAACUUAAGACACGACCGCGCAGACGUCCCGAUUGGUCCGAGAUGAUGAAGGAGGUGGAGUCUGGCAAGAAAUUGCGUCAUGUGCAGUGCAACGACAGAUCUCAGCCCAUUCUCACUUGCAAAUCAAUGACGAAAGUGGACGAUAAGUUCAUCUACGAAACGGAAAAGGACAACUCACACAACAAACUACUGAAACAAAUUCAAGGUGGCAUCAAACUCAAACCCACACAGACAAAUGAUCGCAGUAAACCAUUUAUUGGGGGUUUGAGAAAAUUCCGCAAACAGAUGACAAUAGAGGAGCAGAUACAGAAGUCUCAAUCGAAAAUCAACCUACUAGCAGAGGCUGCUACUGCUGCUGUUGGAGCCGCAGUCGGAUCUGGCGCCGCUAGUGACCCGGCCAUUAUCACCAACAGCAUUGUAGCUGCACUCUCAAUUGACGAUCCCAGCGGAGACGAACUCGACGAUAUUGACAAGAUACGCGACGAUUUGCAGAGCACAAAGCAGAUGUUGGCCCUCGAAUUGCGUAAUCGCGAAGCGCAGGAACGGGAGAAUAAGAAAUUACUGGCGCAAAUUGCAACUCUAGAAGCGGAGCUGGAGCGCGAGAAGUCUCGCGAAAAGAAUCUGGAGUAUGGCUCACGUAUCAUUGUGGCAACUAUGGAACCGACAACCGCCAGUGAAGAGGCAUACUUAAAUUCACUCAAACAGGAAGCCGAAGAUGCCCGCAAGACAGCCAAAGACCUAGAGAAGAAAUAUCUUGACACAGGCGAAUUACUUGAUCAAGCAAAGAGCGAGAUUGAAGAGCAAAAGCGAACGAUACAGAUGAUGGAGCGUAAACUGGCGCAGGCAUUGCAGGGUAAUGUGACGCCCCUGCCCUGUCCUAUAUGUAGUAGAAGGCAACAAACAAAGUAUUUUUACUCACACGAAGACCCACUUGACAAGGAAUCGUAUUAUGGCUUUGAAAACUAUGCUAAUUGCUACACUAACACAAAGGGAGGCGGCUCUUUGAAUGGUUCAAGACGACCCAGCGAUGUGCAUGGUGGACGUGAUAGCUCACCAGAUUUAGAACUGGAUAUGAGUGAAAGUGAUCCUGACGAACCGGAGGAGAAAAAAGCGGAGCGCCGCGAACGACGUCUAGGGAAGGAAGUGAAGGUGCUCCGAAGCAAGUUGACAAAGAUAAAAGUUAAGCGCGAAGCCGCGAAAAAAGAAAAGUUGGCACUGAAACAAGCUAUGAAGAAGAACCAUGUUAUACUUAAAGAGGAAAACAAAAAGUUCAAGAAGCUGGAGAAGGAAGUUCAGAAGAUGGCGGCCUCUAUGAAGGACGAGGAAGAAGAUGAGGACGAUGAUGAGGAAAAGGCAGAGGAACCCGAGGAGGAUAACGAUGCAGAAGAGACCGAGGAAGAGGAAGAAGAUUCUGAGGAGUCGGAAUCAGAAGAAAGCGAAGCAGAAACUGAAAGCGAAUCCGAAGCAGAGGAUUCCAGCAACGCUGACAAAAAGAGUAAUUUGGAACCGCGUGUGAAGAAACACGAGAGUCGUUUCUUAGCAAUGAAGAAAUGCAAUGUAUUGCUUCAAGCCAAUGUAGAUAAUUUGCAAGACGAGAUUACACAAAUACGUGCCAAAGCAGCGAACUUGCAAGCGGAAUUAGAUGCGGUAUUGGCUGAUCUAGGUUUCUAAGCCUUUUUAAACGAAUUUUUGUUAAAACGCGACAUUUUGGAUACAUUUAAAAGCCUCAUCUGAAAGCGGUCGUAAAUUGCUUAUUGUUUUGCGGUAUUUAUAGCUACUUUUUAUGUGAAUAACUAGGAUUUUUUUCUAAUAAAUCAGAACUUACCUUAUCUAGUAAAAUGAAAACUUA
Molecule: messenger RNA, 3233 nt
Organism: Rhagoletis zephyria (snowberry fruit fly)
Lineage: Eukaryota; Metazoa; Arthropoda; Insecta; Diptera; Tephritidae
Gene: sals
Product: sarcomere length short
Molecular function (GO): actin binding
Source: RefSeq, a predicted model, not a curated record